CCGAGGCCGCGCCGCUGCAGUUUUCCAUAGGUUAGGAUGAUGUCAGACAUUGCUAAAGACAGGAUGGCUCAUUCAGUAAGGAAAAGGAGGAGUGUGUCUUCUCUGAGUGGUCGUGAAUUCCGGCAGAAGGAACUUCAUGGUUAUAUCAAAAACUCCACCAGUACUGUCUCUUAUAUGGAUGAACCUAGCCAGAGGGAUGAUGCCUCUUGCCUUACAGUUCAGAUGGAAAACACCUAUCAGUUGGGUCCUACCAAACAUUUUCCUGUGGUCAUUGUCAAUCAUAUCCUGAAAGAUGUCUUAACUAACUAUCUACAAGAAGAACAAUAUGAACCAGAGCUCUGCAGACAGAUGACUAAAACGAUUUCUGAGGUUAUUAAAACCCAGGUGAGGGACCUGAUGAUUCCACGGUAUAAGCUAAUUGUGAUUGUUCACAUUGGACAACUGAAUAGUCAGAGCAUUCUUAUUGGAAGCAGAUGCCUCUGGGAUCCUAAAAGUGAUACCUUUUCAUCUUAUGUUUUCAGAAAUUCUUCUCUCUUUGCUCUUGCAAGUGUCUAUGCAGUUUACUUUGAGUGAGUUCUUACUUUCUUAUAUCAAGAAAUAGGUUGUAUUCAUGGACACAAAAGCUUUACUGCCCAAAAGUUUGAGAAGGAAGCAACGGGGGAUCCCUGGGUGGUUUAGCGGUUUGGCGCCUGCCUUUGGCCCAGGGCGCGAUCCUGGAUUCCCAGGAUCAAGUCCCGUGUCGGGCUCCCAGCAUGGAGCCUGCUUCUCCCUCUGCCUGUGUCUCUGCCUCUCUCUCUCUAUGUCUAUCAUGAAUAAACAAAUCUUUAAAAAAGAGAGAGAGAAGAAAACAACAUUAAUAUUUCAAACAACUGGAAUUUUUGAACUUUUUAAUGCUCUUCAAAGAACUGAGGGAGGGAAAGGUGGCACAAGAAAGACUCUUGUUUAUCCAAAGAACUAAGUAUUGGCUCUGCUGGAUUGUUUUUCAUAGACAUGAGUUCUAAUUUAAUAUUACUAUUGGUACUAAUUAUUUUAAUUACUCUUUAUAUAGAGAGUGAAAAUUUCCUGUGUGUGUGUGUUUUUUUUUUUUAAUGAAGAAAAGUUUAAAAAAAAAAGUGACUAUAUGUACCCUGGCCAAUAAAGGACAGAAGAAUAUUCAACACAGUAUACACAAAUGAUAAAUGUUAAUGUGUCUCAGUGCUGCAUAUAAAAGAAUACUGGUUUUCAUUUUGUACUUAAUAAAUUGAGCAGCAUUCAUUAACUGCAAUUAUUGUUACAUGUACCUGACAGUUGAAACUGCUGAGGUAGAAUUAAUGAUUUCAUAACAAUUAUUGUAGUCCCACAGGGCUGCUAGCUAAAACUAGCAGCUCUUGUGGGUUGCCUGCACUUUACAAAAUUGUGAGAGAACUGAAUGUUGGCUCUCCAGUAAUGGAAACUAUAAAGUGAACAAAGGCUUUUAGGGCACUGCAGUAGACAUUGCUGUAUUAAAUAUACAUGAUGUUUAAUAGUAAAUGUAUCUGUAACGCUUAAAAUCAUGUAUUGGAGAGAGACACUGCUUUUAAAUAUACACUGCCUGAUGUGCCUUUAAAUAGGCUUUCCUUGGCUAACAAACUUUUA
Molecule: messenger RNA, 1614 nt
Organism: Nyctereutes procyonoides (raccoon dog)
Lineage: Eukaryota; Metazoa; Chordata; Mammalia; Carnivora; Canidae
Gene: DYNLT5
Product: dynein light chain Tctex-type family member 5
Exons: 5
Coding region: 37-573 (178 amino acids)
Biological process (GO): microtubule-based movement
Cellular component (GO): cytoplasm; cytoplasmic dynein complex
Molecular function (GO): dynein intermediate chain binding
Source: RefSeq, a predicted model, not a curated record